Ahaetulla prasina is the source of this 2066-nucleotide messenger RNA. It is a transcript of the gene CLDN3, whose product is annotated as claudin 3. Gene Ontology annotation, molecular function: structural molecule activity. The record is from RefSeq and is a predicted model, not a curated record. Bases 106 to 750 code for a protein of 214 amino acids. NCBI's taxonomy places the organism in Eukaryota, Metazoa, Chordata, Lepidosauria, Squamata, Colubridae. Gene Ontology annotation, cellular component: bicellular tight junction; plasma membrane. The transcript has a single exon. Gene Ontology annotation, biological process: cell adhesion; bicellular tight junction assembly.
CUCAAAGCUUUGGGUGCUUCACCUGCUUUGCUGAGAACCUCACGACUAGAAAGCAGCAGAUCGCAUUGCAAUUGGGAAGGCAGUGGCUGAUUUGUUGGUACCAACAUGUCGAUGGGUUUGGAGAUUGGUGGUGUAGCCCUAUCUGUCCUGGGCUUGAUAGGCACCAUCUUGUGUUGCGGGUUGCCUAUGUGGAAAGUGACUGCUUUCAUCGGCUACAACAUCGUCACUGCACAGUUCACCGGGGAAGGGCUGUGGAUGAACUGUGUGACCCAGAGUACUGGCCAGAUGCAAUGCAAGGUCUACGAUUCCAUGCUGGCAUUGGCACCGGACUUACAGGCUGCUCGGGCCUUAAUUGUCAUUGCCAUUGUCCUUGGAGUGAUGGGGAUACUCAUUUUCCUGAUGGGAGCACAGUGCACUCGCUGCGUUGAAGAUGAAUCUGCAAAAGCCAAGAUCACCAUCACUUCUGGGGUCAUCUUCCUGCUGACAGGCAUCCUGACUCUCAUCCCCGUCUGCUGGUCUGCCAAUCAAAUUGUCCGCGAUUUCUACAAUGUAGCAGUCCCAGCCCCGCUGAAACGCGAAAUAGGACCUUCACUCUACGUUGGUUGGGCAGCAGCGGCCCUUUUCCUUUUUGGAGGAAGCUUGCUCUGCUGUUCCUGCCCACCCAAGGAGGAGAAGUACAGACCCACCCCCAUGGUCUACUCUGCACCCAGGUCUACUGCUAUGAGCUAUGACAAGAAGAACUAUGUAUGAAGUGACAGAAUAUCCCCAUGGUUGUAAGUGUUGCAUGCCUACAAGGAUGGGUUAAAUUCCCCUUUGCUUGCUCAAGAAGAAGAAAAAACCUCCAUCAAGAUUUAUUCUCAUGUUCAAUGAGUAUUUGUACAGCGAUGGUCUGAAUGACUCCCUUUUCAUGGAGUUCUUAAGAAGGGGAAGGAACUUGCCUGGCCUCAUUUGUCUUUGUUUGCCUCUGAUAUAAAACAUUCUCAGACUUUCAUUGAACACUUGCCUGGUGAGACCCCAUCCCUAUUGCUCGAGCUUGGCCUUCAGCCUUCCCUUCAGGGGUCAAAAUGACUGCAGAUGGUUAGUAUAAAUCGGGAAGGAUCAAGUGGAUUGCUUCUUUGAAUGAUGGUUACUGUGCUGUUGGAUUUCCCCACCCCCACCCCCCAUCGCUCGGCUCCCAACUUUGGACACCUGUGUUUUCUAACCACGUGUGGUUUCUGAAAGAGAGCCCUUCAAGCAAUGGGGGAAGAAUAGGAUCAUUGGCUGGACAUGGGGAUAAGGACAUUGUCAGCACUUGGGGUGGCUGGACAAUUGUUGAAUAUUCCUGGGACAUGGGUGGCCAGUGGCAGAGAGUAUUCUUUCCCUAAAGUUUUAUCUGCAUUUACACAAUAUACUAAGAGUGCUUAGCUUGAAUCAUGGUUAGUUUGGAGGCUAUUGUGUUGCACAAACCCAACCCAAUUGCUUAAUGUAUGAUUCGAUGCAUGUUUGACUCUGGAGAAAUGGUUCAAUUCGGUACCCAAGUGAAAUGCGUUGGGAGGACACGACCAAUGAGCCUUUUCCACAUUGAACAGCAAGUCCUGUAUUUGAGAUGGUGGGGGUAGCAACUGCCUGAGGAAAUUUGUCAGCUGCGUUUGAGCAUCCAAGCAUGGGGGUUUGUGUGGAUGAGGAAUCAAGAAGGCUUCUACUCUUCCUCUUCUCAUUCUGAGUCUUUUUAGAAGGAGGGCAAGGUCUGCUCUUCCCAUCAUAAAGAACCAGCCAGCCAUGAAGGUACUGCUCCUUGAAUUGCAUGUUUGACAGCAACUGGUGGAAGGGAGGGAGGUAUAGAACUGCCAGUGGCCCCUCUAGCCAAAUAAAGUUUCAUUUCCAGACACUUGUGUCCUUAGAAAUCAUGUCCCCAUCUUCUUUUCCAAGAUGAUACAGAGAGGGCACUUGCUGGCAAUGGGCUAUAUGGGUGGGCAGAUGGGAUUUUAUUAUACAUAGCUGAGGGUAAGCAUGAUUCCCUCUUUUAUUCUGUAUAUAUAAUAAGUUACAGUGUGUUUCCUUCUUUGUUCCCCCAAUAAAACUGUUUG